AUGUUCGAAACCGGAAGACGAUCAGCCAUUAGUACUUCGGAACUCGGUCUUUAUUCCGAUCGCAGUGACCGGCACGGCAGGAACCAGCACAGUCUUCUUAUACGAAAAAUUGUGAUUGUCGUAAUGGUGGUGACAGCGGUGGUCCUAGCAGGUAUAUUUUUAUACGACUUCACCUCAGGUACCUCCAUUCAUAGCAAAGCGAAUCAAGAGACAAAACAUAUAUACAUAUUGCAAAAUGCGUUAAAAAAAUCGAACAAUGCUUCACCGAAAUCGGUGUUCAGUACUCCGACACCGGAAGGUGAAGUAAAUCGUACAGAAAUUAUUCUCGUACAAGAUCGAGUGGACCAGGAUUGCCAGGAUGUUGGCAAUGAUGGCACAGAUCAGUCACUGACAAAAUCGUCAACGCAAAAUGUCGCAGAAAAUAAUUUGAAAUGGAAGGAAAAGACCUCUCGUGCUAUCGAUUCUCACCGCAGGAUUACAACAGAUCAUUUUGACUCCGAAGAAAGAACUGAGGAUGAUAACCCUGAAGGGAAGAUAUUUAAUAAUCAUGCCGUGGUGUAUAGGGUAAAACAAAGGUACAAACGUCCAUUACCAGACGACGACAUUACGAACUCAGAAGAGUCCCGUCCAACACCAUUUCAUUUUCAGUACAAAACACCACAACCCACUUCCUUUAAGGGACCAAAGUACCCACAAUUGUCUCAAUACAGAUAUCCACACGCGUCACGAAACAUUCAAGACAUUAUAAAAUAUUUAACCAACGAAGCCGAUGCUGCAAAUCGGGGGAUUAAAUUCACGGGAGUUUACGUAAACCCGAAGAAAUAUGAUCCAUAUCCCGAAAUGGCUGAAAGUAUGACACAUGAUGACGUAUCGGAAGAAGAAGAAGACACUCCAUACCCGAUUACCAUAAACGCUGAUCCAUUUUAUCAAUACAAACCCAAGCAUCCAUCGGACGUCAAUCUUCUGGCCACGUCCAAUGUUAGAUUUUCCCCGGCAGGGAUUUACAGAUACAAUCCAUCAUUUGACCCAUACUACCAAAGACCAUCAUCGAACAUGAACAAACAACACCUCAUGGCAGCGGGAUCUCAGUAUGACAACUAUCCUGCGGAAAGUUACGCAAAAAGGAGGAAACCAAAACCAUUCAGUAUAAUGUUGGACAUUUAUCCGAUUACCGAUAUCGAUCAGACUAAAAAAAUAGGCAGGCCAAAGCAAUCUGCAUCAUUCGAUGACUAUGACUCCAGAAGACCUCCAGUCAUGUACAAUCGUGGACCCAAAAUGUAUUCCUCUUCUUCACCUAUUCCUGUUGUUGCCAUACCGAAUCAACCGAUGACCGACGAAGAAGAAAGGCAACAAAUGAUAUUUCACCUAAAUUUAUAUCCGCGGAAGAAAAACAAACUCAGCAGACACGACAUCUUGGAGAGAUCAGAGUUCGUGAUGUCCGAGGACCAGGAACAGCUUGUCAAAAAAAUUCUUUCCCCUUUCAAUUCAAUCACGAAACAAAAUGCAGAUCAUUUGCCCACUGAAGAAACGACGUUCCUAGAAGACGAAUCUCCAAAUAAUGCAAAGACACUUUUGUCUCGUUACGAAGAAACGCCUCUGAAGUUGUCCAACGAAUCGACAGAACAGAAUCACGAGGAAAAUUCAAAAUUCGAAGGAAUACAUAAUGAACAAGACAUCGAGAUACCAUCCAACCAUAAGCUAGGAAUCGGUCUAGAAAAAGAAGAGAUAACCGUGUGCCAGAAUUGUAAAAACGUCACAUCUACAGAGGAUAAAUCCGCAAAGAAUUUCACAACUCCUGUGCAGGAGAUAAAAAAUCCCGCAGAAGUCCAAGAAUUCCCCGAUGGACUAUUAGCUACCGACUGAAGAGCACUUCCGGAUAAAAUUUCAAAUUAAAUCCAGAUUUUCAGAAUGUCAGGAUCACUGCCAAGUUAAAAACUCUUCAAACGUCAUUUCUUAGAGACCUCUGAGAUAUUUUUGCGGUGCCUUCGACGAGAAAUGCGAAGAAAUUUGUGGGCAGUAAGGUGUAAAACCUGUCAGCUAAAACGAAUGCCUGGGUCACUCACCUUGACAUUUCUGCCGUUGGAAUUCCAUGAUUUCUCGAAAAACGAGGAGCCUUUAAUUUUAGAUUUUUAUACUAAUCCCAGGAAUGCUUAAUUAGAAUUUGCAUCUGAAGAGGAUUUCAUUGGCGCGCUAAUGAUACGAUCUAGAGGAAUAAAAGCGCACGAAUCUAAUGGCAGUUUGGAGCAAUUAAUUAGCCAUCGUCGGAACGGGUUACAUAAAGGCCAGACGUUUAAGGCUGAAAGUCUUCACCAACUUUCUCUUGCUUCGGUACACUGCUGACUUAACAGACGUCAGGGUAAUCACAUAACGCUUAGUUUCGAUAAAUAACGUGAAAUGUACAAUUUAUUCAUUAAAUACGAUUUAUAUUACAGA
Orussus abietinus is the source of this 2433-nucleotide messenger RNA. RefSeq lists its product as uncharacterized. NCBI's taxonomy places the organism in Eukaryota, Metazoa, Arthropoda, Insecta, Hymenoptera, Orussidae. The record is from RefSeq and is a predicted model, not a curated record. The transcript has 5 exons. The coding region runs from base 1 to 1863 and encodes 620 amino acids.